UUCCUUUCGUGUCAUAAGGACGUCAUUCGAAUAAAUGUAAGUAAAACAAAACCUCACGGCAUUUCCCRAUGAAUUGGCCUUAUAACGGAUUAAAGGCUUUGUUGUGUUACUACUUGUUGAAACGAAACGCAAACAAAGGGCUCAGUCGAGCAGAAAAACGAGAUAUUUACACUAAUACAUCUAAUAGCUAUGGCACACGAACAUUUUUUUAGUCGAAUCGAAACGUCCAAAUAUACUUUAUCGACGUAAUUUKAUAUAUUUCUUAUAUUUGUAAGAGUCCUACGUUGUACAUGAUGUAAGUGUAAGCGUAUUUAUAUUUAUUGAUUGUACAAAUAUAAURCACAUUCCUACACCCUCAUUCCACGUAACCAGCGAUGACGUUACACGUAGAACCGAGUCUCCCGUCUCAGCAUCCUACGCGUUUUUUUUUUUUCGAAGACGCGAAUUGAUAAGCAGUUUCAACUAUUUAGAAGUUGUACCUAAGUCUCUUCUGGUUUUAAGGAAAUUACACUUUUCAUCUGAUAAUGUCUUUGGAAAAGACUACAUGAACUGAAGGAUUUUUUGUGUGGAAUGUUUUGGCGUUGUGGGAAUAUAUUGGCGGGCAUGCAUUUCGCCAACGCAAAGCUCGAAUGAACGCAACAGUUGGAUUCCAUUCAUUGAUUUUYCUUAUUGUUAUUUACGUCUCGUCACAUGGCGAAUGUACGAGAUGAGCACUUCGAGGGAAUAUAUGAACGAGAAAAUAAAACUUCUUGAACUACAAGAAAGACAAGUUCUAAACAUAGUCGAUGAGCUCGAAGACAAGACUAAACAGAUUCUUAAGAAUUCGGAGAAAGCGAUUCAACAGGUGACAUUAUUUGCGAGCCAACUAACCACAGCCAUCAACCAGAGUAAGAAGAAACUGUUACAAGACAUUGAUGGACUGAAAAACAGAUUACUAACGAAGGUAAAGAAAGCAAAAGCAUUGCAGGAAACACAGGUUAAAGAGAUUCAGCAAACACGUGAACGGUUAAACAAGCUUCUCCAAACAUUAAGUGGAACGGAUGAAACGGUGCAUGACUUUCUAAAUAAAGACAGCCAUGUGUUGAAGAAUGAAAACAAGUACUUGGACCCUUCCAUUAGAUUUUACCCUAGCGAGGAAGCACUUGACUUAAAGACAUUAGAUAUCGGAAAUGUUUACAUAAUUGAAGAUGUUGAUUCCUUGCAAAGUUUUCUCGAAGUUCCACAAGCUUCGUUUGAAGCGUUAUCGACUGUUCAUAUGACUUUGCAGACGAACACUACUGACAAAAGACCAUGCAUUGUACCCUUUCGGUCUUUAGACAUUGAUGUCUGGCCGGCUUUGCAUGUUGAAAAACUAAUCGUUGCAGAAAGCAAAGCCGGAAAAUUCACCAUCARCUUUUUGCCAAAAAUUUGUGGCAAGUUUAUUAUUCAAGCCAAAAUCAACGGUAAAAGCGUCCAAAAUAGUCCUUUUACCAUAAAAGUUGGACCUCAAACGUUGAAAAUUAUGCGUGAAAUYGAUGUUGGAACUGCAGGCCUCAAGUGUCCAUGUGGGAUCGCAGUAACUAAAAACUUUACUAAAAUUGCAGUGUCUGACGCAGAAUCACAUUGUUUAGUGAUAUUCCGUAGUAAUGGCGAGUUGAUUAAGACAAUAGGUCAAGCGGGAACAAAGCAAGGAAAACUUAGUUGCCCAGACGGAAUUGCGUUCCUGGAUGAGAGUGAACUUGCAGUGGCUGACCGAGACAACCACCGUGUACAGGUCUUYAAUACACUAACAGGAAAAUUUGUGAGCAGCAUAGGGAAAAAAUCCCAUAGAAACAAACCGUUCAAAAGCCCUUGGGGCGUAUCGAUAGACAAUGAUAAUGACAUCAUUGUUAGUGAUACGUAUAAUCAUCGUAUACAAAUAUUCCACAGAAAGACCAUGAAGCUAGUCAAGGAGUACUCAUUCCGACAAGACGAUGACCAAUGGGUCCUUCCUUCCAGAACAGUUUGUUACAAUCACUUAUUGCUUGUUGCAGACGCACUUAACAAUGACAUACACAUUAUAGACCAGAAUGAUGGGCCUAUAUGGACUAUUGAAACUAAGGGGGAUAGGGACAGUAGUAUAAAAUCACUGAAUGGCAUAGCUAUAAGUAGUGAUGGGAAUGUGGCAGUAUGUGAUCAAGAUGAUGGUAGUGUGAAGUUAUUUAACCUGGAGGGACACUUUAUCGGGAAAACACAGGUAAAAAUGACUCCAAUCGAYAUCGUAUCCUUGCCAGAUGGAGGUUUUCUUGUAGUGGAUGGUAGGUCUGGAAAGCUUGUAGUGAUCCAUGUAAAGAUGUCUUGAAUGAAUUUAAGAUGCAAUCGCAAAUAAAGUAUUCUCAUAGCCAAAUGACUCUUUUUCGGCAUGGCAAACUUUUGUCAUAACUAACGCAUUGCAUGAAAUUGAAAUUCAUURACAGAUGGCAUUGUUGAAUAAAGCACUUAAUAGUUCUUGCUCUUUGAGUGGCAUGCCUCCGGCAUAAAUUCCCUGAGCGGAACACAUGUCAUGAGCCGGGCGCAUUCCUCUUUAGCAGAACGGCAUUCUCUUAACAAAACAAGUCCCUGAA
Exaiptasia diaphana is the source of this 2582-nucleotide messenger RNA. Its product is annotated as E3 ubiquitin-protein ligase TRIM71. The record is from RefSeq and is a predicted model, not a curated record. Bases 698 to 2320 code for a protein of 540 amino acids. Lineage: Eukaryota; Metazoa; Cnidaria; Anthozoa; Actiniaria; Aiptasiidae. The transcript has a single exon. Gene Ontology annotation, biological process: protein polyubiquitination; proteasome-mediated ubiquitin-dependent protein catabolic process. Gene Ontology annotation, molecular function: ubiquitin protein ligase activity; protein binding.